AUGGAAUACUGUGAGAAGAAUAGGUCGAAGGAUGUGCUGGUGACAGGCAUUGCAGAUUCGCAUAACCCAUUCCAGGAAAAGAAGUCCUGUAUCAUGUUCUGA
Molecule: messenger RNA, 102 nt
Organism: Soboliphyme baturini
Lineage: Eukaryota; Metazoa; Nematoda; Enoplea; Dioctophymatida; Soboliphymatidae
Source: the annotation of a GenBank genome assembly